UUAAUAAAAUUAAAAUUAGGAGAAGAACAGGAGGAGGUGGAAUUUUUAAUAGACACAGGAGCCACCUAUUCGGUUUUGAACCAGGCUUUAAUGCCUUUGGGAAAUGAUUAUGUUUCAGUAAAAGGUGCAACUGGCCAAACUGAAAAGGCUUAUUUUUGUAAACCUUUAAAAUAUAAGUUGGGAAAACAGAUGGGGAUCCAUAAAUUCCUAUUUAUGCCAAAUUCCCCAAAGGCCCUUCUUGGUAGAGACUUAUUAGAACAAUUGGAGGCAACAAUCAAAUUUAAAAAAGGGGAAGUUACUCUGGAGGUAAAUAAUCAUCAAUACAUACAGGUUAUGAGCCUAUCUCUGGCCAAUACUCCUAUAAAAAGGGAAAUUGAUACCAGGAUUAUUGAUCAGGUAUAUCCCGGAGUAUGGGCAAUUGACAUACCGGGACGUGCCAAGAAUGCAUCACCUGUAAUAGUAAAAUUGAAGGAUGGACAGAGUGCGGUAAGAAUUAAACAAUACCCACUGAAAAGGGAAGAUAGGGAAGGAAUUCGUCCAAACAUAGAGCGAUUCAUAGAACUAAAACUACUAAAACUACUAAAAGAAUGUGAGUCAGAAUUUAACACACCUAUCCUCCCAGUUAAAAAACCUGAUGGGUCUUAUAGGAUAGUUCAAGAUUUAAGGGCCAUUAACAAAAUAACAGAGGAUCUGUAUCCUGUAGUAGCUAACCCCUAUACCUUACUUACCACCCUGACACCUGACCUAGCUUGGUUCACAGUUUUAGACUUAAAAGAUGCCUUCUUUUGCCUCCCUCUCCAUGAAGCCAGCCAAAGAAUUUUUGCUUUUGAAUGGGAAAAUCCCAGAAGCGGUCGAAAGACCCAGCUCACAUGGACGGUGUUGCCACAGGGGUUUAAAAAUAGCCCCACAAUUUUUGGAAACCAAUUAGCAAAGGAUUUGGAGUUAUGGGAACCACCGUCAGAAGAAGGGAAAGUGUUACAAUAUGUAGACGAUCUUCUUAUUGCAACCAGAACCGAAGAAUCUUGUAUUAUUUGGACUGUGAGUCUGCUGAACUUUCUGGGACUACAGGGAUAUCGAGUUUCUAAGAAGAAGGCACAGGUGGUGUUACAACAGGUCACAUACCUGGGGUACGAGAUCAGUGCCGGACAACGGGUCCUGGGGAAGGCCCGAAAAGAAGCCAUAUGCCAAGCCCCCCGACCAUGAACUGUAAAGGAACUGCAGACAUUUCUGGGAAUGACAGGAUGGUGCCGGCUUUGGAUAUGCAAUUAUGGCUUGCUUGUUAAACCAUUAUAUUCCCUGAUAGCAGCUAACCAGAAGGAUCUUCAGUGGGAUGCUGAAUCAGACAGAGCUUUCCAUGAACUGAAGAAAGCCUUGAUGUCGGCACCAGCACUAGGACUUCCUGAUGUGAGUAAGCCAUUUUUCCUAUUUUCCCAUGAGAAACAGGGAAUGGCAUUAGGAAUACUGGCACAAGAUUUGGGACCAUACAGACGGGCAGUGGCAUACUUCUCUAAACAGCUGGAUGCCACUGCAAAAGGGUGGCCUGGUUGCCUGAGAGCAGUAGCAGCCGUCAUCCUAAACAUCCAAGAGGCCCGGAAGUUUACCCUGGGCCAGAAAAUGACUGUCUUAGUAUCCCACACAGUGUCUGCAGUCCUUGAAACAAAAGGGGGGCAUUGGCUCUCCCCACAGAGAUUCCUAAAAUACCAGGCCAUAAUGGUGGAACAAGAUGAUGUUGAGAUCGUGACUACAAACAUCGUCAAUCCAGCCUCAUUUCUUAAUGGGAAUAUUGGAGAAUCAGUCGAUCAUGACUGUCUAGAAACAAUCGAAGCCACUUAUUCUAGUCGGACAGAUCUCAAGGAUGUUCCUAUUAAUGGAGCUGAACAUUGGUUCACGGAUGGGAGCAGCUAUAUGCUGAAUGGAAAGCGACAUUCCGGAUAUGCUGUUACAACCUCUGAAGAAGUGAUAGAAUCGGGGCCGCUACCAGCUGACACUUCGGCACAGAAGGCUGAAAUCAUAGCCCUUACUCGAGCUCUGGAAAGAGCUCGGGGAAAACCUAUAAAUAUUUGGACUGAUUCUAAAUAUGCCUUUGGAGUGGUACAUGCUCAUGGAGCAAUAUGGAAAGAAAGGGGACUGUUAAACUCCCAAGGAAAAAUCAUCAAACAUGCGGAAGAAAUUUUGAAACUCCUAAAUGCGGUCCAGCUUCCUGAAAGGGUGGCAAUUAUGCACAUUAAGGCACACCAGAAAGUGAGCACAGAAUUGGAAAGAGGAAAUGAACUGGCAGACAGGGAAGCAAAACAGGCAGCCAGAAAAGCAAUCAAGGUAGAGGGUGCGCUAAUACCCGAUGGACAAAUAUCUCUAGAAGGUAAACCAGACUAUACGAAAGAAGAUCGCAAACUAAUUUCUGACCUAAAGGGAUCAUAUAAUGAGGAAGGGUGGGCUAUAAUCUCACAUGGGAGAAUAGUGAUUCCUUCCUACAUGGUAUGGUCAGUGGUCAGGGAAGAACAUAGAAAAAGGCACUGGGGGGCAGAAGCUCUAUAUAAGGAUCUCACUAAAAACAUAAUAGCACGAAAUUUGUAUACUACUAUUAGACAAGUAACCCAACAAUGUGAUCUUUGCCUCCAGACUAAUCCUAAGAUUACCAAGGGGCCAAAGUUGGGAAAAAUUGGGAGAGGAAAUGUUCCUGGGCAACACUGGCAGAUCGAUUUCUCGGAACUUCCUAGAAAAGGGGGGUAUCGAUAUUUAUUGGUACUAACAGAUACCUUUUCAGGUUGGCCAGAAGCCUUCCCGUGCAGAACUGCUAAAGCCCGGGAAGUGACCAAAAUACUACUCCAAGAGAUAAUACCUAGGUUUGGAGUCCCAGUGGUAAUGUCCUCGGAUAGAGGACCACAUUUUGUGUCCAGAAUAGUGCAACAGAUCAGCCACCAUCUAGGAAUAGAUUGGCAAUUACAUACCUCAUACCGACCACAAUCGAGUGGCCAGGUGGAAAAGAUGAAUCAUCUAAUCAAACAACAGAUUGUCAAGUUAGGCCAAGAAACAAAUCUAACUUGGCCCCAGUCUUUGCCAUUAGCUCUUACACGAAUUCGAACUAGACCGAGAGCAAAAGAGGGGCUUAGCCCAUUCGAAAUUUUAUAUGGACGACCCUAUGGGGUACAAGAAUGGGACCUGUACUUGAAGGCCUUGGUUGAAGAGAAAGUGGAAGAUGAUCCCUGA
Molecule: messenger RNA, 3207 nt
Organism: Falco peregrinus (peregrine falcon)
Lineage: Eukaryota; Metazoa; Chordata; Aves; Falconiformes; Falconidae
Product: protein NYNRIN-like
Exons: 2
Biological process (GO): proteolysis; DNA integration
Molecular function (GO): RNA-DNA hybrid ribonuclease activity; aspartic-type endopeptidase activity; nucleic acid binding
Source: RefSeq, a predicted model, not a curated record